GUUGAAUGGGCUGCGCUUGGUGAAAAGCGAGAGUCUGGAGGCAGUGAGCCAGGUGACCCAGCUGGACUUAAGAGACAAUUGCUUAGGCUCACUAGACCUGAGCUCCGUCUGCAACCUGGAGACUCUGCACUGCCAGCGCAACCAGCUGGGGACACUCACACUCAGCGGUUUCACACUGCGCAUGCUUCAUGCCAGCAGCAACCGCCUUACAACAGUCAACAUCUAUCCCGUCCCUAACCAGCUGACACACAUGGACCUAUCGCAGAACCUUUUGGAGUACCUUCCAGACUGGGUGUGUGACUGCAGAAAAAUUGAGAUGCUGGACGUCACGCACAACCUCCUGUCUGAGCUUCCUUCCAG
Molecule: messenger RNA, 360 nt
Organism: Plectropomus leopardus (leopard coralgrouper)
Lineage: Eukaryota; Metazoa; Chordata; Actinopteri; Perciformes; Serranidae
Source: RefSeq, a predicted model, not a curated record